Messenger RNA from Ruditapes philippinarum (Manila clam), 2077 nucleotides. RefSeq names its product outer dynein arm-docking complex subunit 4-like. The record is from RefSeq and is a predicted model, not a curated record. Gene Ontology annotation, molecular function: protein binding. The transcript has 18 exons. NCBI's taxonomy places the organism in Eukaryota, Metazoa, Mollusca, Bivalvia, Venerida, Veneridae. Gene Ontology annotation, cellular component: cytoplasm. The coding region runs from base 13 to 2037 and encodes 674 amino acids.
CCACUGUAAACAAUGCCGCACAGAGGAGACGAUGGGUCAGAAAAUCAAGAAGGGCAAGUUUCCUUCGAAAUUCAUCGUGAUGAAGCAGCUUAUUUUAUGCAAUCCCAACUAUACGAAAGAGCGAUAGAAAGUUUCACAAAGGCACUGGAACUAAAGCCAGAUGAUAAGCAAUGUUUGGUAAUUAGAUCAAAGUGUUACCUACAGCUUGGAAAUGCUGAGGCGUCCCUGGCUGAUGCUGAGAAAGCUCUAGAGAAAGACAAAGAUGAGCAACAAGAAGUUCCUGUUAAAGGACUGUUCCAAAAAGCUGAAGCAUUAUACCAGAAAGGUGAUUUUGAGACGGCCCUCAUCUUCUAUCAUAGAGGAAACAAAUUGAGACCAGAGUUACAAGAGUUCAGAUUAGGAAUACAGAAAUGUCAGGAGGCCAUUAACAACAGUAUUGGACAACCAGAAUCAGUGAAAUUGGAGGCAAACAAAGGUGACAUGUCAUAUUUCUACAAACAGGAGGAGGAGCAGAAAGCAAAGGAUUUAGAAAAGUUACAAAAGAAACAGGCAGACAAAGAGGCUAAAAAGCAGCAAAAAACUUCAUAUUCCAAACCUAUAGCCAAGAAAGAAGAGAGAAAGGAAAGAGAUGCCCCUAAAGGUAGUGCUGAUGCUAAAACUGUCAAACAGUUGCUAGGGGAACUCUAUGGAGACAAAGAAUAUCUAGAAAAACUCCUCAAAGACCAAAGUCUGACAGGAAACAGCAAGAGAAAUGACAUGAGUCGAGAGAUUAAGGACAAAGUCUGCGACGGCCUCGAAUAUCUUUAUAAACGUGCAGACUUCUGGCGUCAACAGAAACCCAUGUACGCUCGUAAACGUGACAAGGAUAAGCAGCGUGAAGAAUGGAACAAAUCUCGUCGCAGCGGCCGUGGAAAUAUGGAUAAGGUACUCAGGAAUUUGGAAGACAUUGAUGAAGCCCAAUCUGAAGGACGUUAUCAGGAAAGUUUAGAAAAAGCCAAGAGCACUCUGAAGAUCGUAGAGAAUGCCUCAGACGAUGAUAUCCAGAAUAAACCGGAACUUUUAGCUAGUCUGUACAGUAGCAUUGGAAAUGCUUGUCUCGAGUUAGGCAAGUUAAACCAGUCUAUGGAUUACCACAACAAAGAUUUAGAUAUUGCCAGGGAAUAUAACUUAGAAGAUGCCAAAUCAAGAGCCUUGGAUAAUUUAGGAAGAGUUCAUGCCAGAAGAGGGGAAUAUGACAAAGCUAUUGAAGUAUGGAAAGAGAAGAUUCCUGCUAGUAAAUCACCUUUAGAAAGUACCUGGCUAUAUCAUGAAAUAGGUCGGUGUUAUUUAGAACUAGGAAAAUACUCUGAUGCACGAGAUUACGGGGAGAAAUCAUUAAUGGCGGCACGUGAGGCAGACGACGCAGGCUGGCAGUUACAUGCAAGUGUUCUUAUUGCUCAAAGUGAAGUAAAACUUGGGGACUACCAGUCAGCUGCUGAUUCUUUCGAGAAAUCAUUAGAAUUGGCACGGCAACAGAAAGACGAGGCUGCUGAACAAGCUAUAACAAAAGCCCUAGAUGAGGUGAAUGAUAAAAUUGUUCGAGGAGUAAAAGAAGAGGAAGGUGAGGAGAGAUAUGAUGAUGAUUUUGAGACAGAGAAAGCAAAAACACCAGUACAACAACAACCGAAGGAACCGACUCCACCUCCUAAAGAACCCACACCGGAACCAAGGAUUAAAUCAGUCUCCAUUAAAGAAGAGCCAGAAGAAGAACCUCAACCUCAAGAGAGAGAGGAAGAACCAGAAGAACCAAAAAAAGAUGUAGAACCUUCUAGUUCGCCUGAACCUCAAAACGAGGUUGUCCUACAGGCUGAACAACCGAAAGAACCAGAACAACAACAACAACAGGAAGAGGAAAUACCGAAACCAGAACAAACAGGUGUAGAUGAAGGUGAAAGUCCCAGAAAAACAUCUCCUGAACCAACAACAGACACAGACAGAGAACAAACAACAACAGACAAAGAACAAACAGAUGAUGAAGCACAAAAACAAGCUUCUUAGAAGUGAAGAAAGAAAGAAAAACACAUCAUGAAAAAAACAA